AUUUGUGUCUGCAACGGAAACAAGGGCCUUUCUGCGUGAUUGUGACUGACUAUGGCGACAAGAAAUCGGACCGCUAUCACGAACCAUGCAAAUCAGGAGAAUAUCAAAAGUAUAAAACCUUCGGUGGUUGUUGUACCAUCGAAAGGAAAAAGAGCCGUACUAGGAGAAAUAAGUAAUAAGGUUAACACGUUGAGGGGUGUUGAGCCCAUUGAUAGGAUUAAUUUAUUACAAAAGAAGAAAGUGCCAGUAUCGAAGCGGCAAGUUGUAAAGCCAAAUGUAAAUCCACCUGAAAAGCCACCAGUGCAAGUCGUAAAACCGAUUGUAAAAACAACAUCAUCUUCCAAUGUAAAUAAUGCUUGCAAUGUAGUCAAUGUACCAGCUACUCUUGUUAGUCAAAAGAGAGAAGAGAGGAAUUCGUUUUCAACGGAUUUAUUAAAAUUUGAAGAUAUUGACGAGCAAGACAAGAAUAAUCCUAUUCUAGUUUCUCUCUAUACUAAUGACAUACAUGAAUAUUUAAGGACGUUAGAAAUCAAAUUUACUAUUAAGAAGGGAUAUCUAGCGGGCCAGGAAAUCACCCCUAAGAUGAGAUGCGUAUUGGUAGAUUGGUUGGUAGAAGUGCAUCAACAAUUUCGAUUGAUGCAAGAAACAUUGUAUCUCACCAUCGCAAUUAUCGAUCGCUUCUUACAAUUGUUUCGAUCUAUAGAUAGGAAGAAAUUACAGCUGGUAGGUGUAACAGCUAUGUUUAUCGCUAGCAAGUAUGAAGAAAUGUAUUCGCCAGAUAUAAGUGAUUUUGUAUAUAUCACGGACAAAGCAUAUUCAAAGAUAGAUAUAUUGAAUAUGGAAAUGCUUAUUGUGAAAACUUUGGACUAUUCGUUCGGGCGACCAUUACCGCUGCAUUUUCUUCGAAGAUAUAGCAAAGCUGGAAAGGCGCUUCCUGUACAUCACACGAUGGCUAAAUAUUUUCUUGAGGAAAGCUUGGUUUAUUAUGAAAUGUGUCAUUAUCCACCUAGUCUCAUCGCUGCAGCAGCGAUAUACCUAGCAUUUUUAAUUAUCGGUAAUGAUGAAGACGACGAAGGCAAGGUUAUUUGGUCAGAUACUCUUGCAUACUAUAGUACUUACUCCAAGGACGAUGUGUUACCUGCAGUACACGAUAUAGCUGCUAUAAUAACUAAUGCAGAAAACAGUAAAUAUCAAGCUGUGAGGAAGAAGUACGUUCAUGUGAAACACAUGAAAAUUAGUAUUCGACCAGAACUUAAGUCGCCAAUUAUGCUUUCCAUUGCAGGAAAAAGCAAUAAGUCAUAAAUUUGUAAUAAAACAAUAGAAUUUGUGAACUCA
This is a messenger RNA of Acromyrmex echinatior (Panamanian leafcutter ant), 1335 nucleotides long. Its product is annotated as G2/mitotic-specific cyclin-B. The record is from RefSeq and is a predicted model, not a curated record. Gene Ontology annotation, biological process: mitotic cell cycle phase transition. NCBI's taxonomy places the organism in Eukaryota, Metazoa, Arthropoda, Insecta, Hymenoptera, Formicidae. Gene Ontology annotation, molecular function: cyclin-dependent protein serine/threonine kinase regulator activity.